UCAUAUGGUCUGGACGCCGUGGCGCGAGGCUGCCCUCUCCUCGCCGCUAAUUGUGUUUCCCACCGUCUAACAACUUGUUUUUGUGUUAGCGCAUUGUCUGCCCAUGGGCGCUGCUGUUCACACACACGGUGCUGCUGCUGCUGCUGCUGCUGCUGCUGCUCCGCCGGCUGUCCGGUGCGCCUCUGCAGUCGGUUCGGGACGGUAUUGGGCUUUUCCUUUUAUGAAUGAAUAACAAAACUGGGGGGAAAUGAGGGUGAAAUUCCCCAACAGCCGUGCUCCCAGGGGGCCAGCCACCAAUGAGAGGGAUUAAGGACGGAGCCGAGCCGCGGCUCAUUGCGGAAAAGCCGACUGCAGACUGGAAACGCACCGUGAGGGAAACGGGCUCCAUAGCGUGAUCAGAAAACCGCGGUGACCACAAUGUCCAUCCAUAUCGUGGCUCUGGGCAGCGAGUGCCCUGGAGGAGUGGGGCCCGGGGAGGAGAUCAUGGGCCAGGGGCAGCUGCAGGGAGGCCUGCUGUGGAGCUACCUUGGCCAUGGAGCUCUGGUGGGACCCUGCGACCUGGAGAGCAGCAUGCAUAACCCGGCCUUCAUGGAGUACAGCUCCCGUGUGUUUGGAGAUGUCACUGUGGUGGUUCGGGAUUGCCCCAGCUGGGACUUGUUGGACAGCGAUUGGGCCAGCGUUCGGAAAGUUCUUGAGCAGGCGGACAUCCUGGUCAUUAAAUAUUCAGUCACUGAUAAGCUGGCCUUCCAGCAGGUCCGAAACGGCUACGCCCCGAGACUCCGCCCGCUCCUGAGACACUGGGGUGUGCCGGUCAUCCUGGUUGCUGUUGGAGCACGAUUAAACGAUGAAGGCCCUCCAUGUACCUGUCCGCUGUGUGCGUCCGACUGGAGCAGCUGUGUGCCUCACAGCGAAGGUCUGCAGCUGUCCCGGGACCUGGGGGCCACCUACCUCGAGCUGCCUUCUCUCAACCAUGUCUUUGUGGGACGUUACUUCGGCAGCGUGCUGGAGUACUUCAUGAUUCAGUGUCUGAAACACAAAGCCAAAGAGAGGCCGGAGAAGAGAAGAGGAAAUAAAGUGAACGAUCUGCGCCCCCCUCACUUAGAGCAACCAGCACGUCUUCCCCCCAUCAGAGUGGAGGAGUCCAGCUUCUCCCAGGACAUGCAGUGGCUGUUGGAGCGGGGUGUGCAGUUCGCCGAUGUGGCUUUUUACGCCGGGGACUCUGGGAAAGAGCUUGGCUGGGCGCACGCUGCUGUCCUGUGUGCUGUCAGUCCGUACUUCCGACAGCUUCUCCUGGGGCCCAAGACCAGGGAACGUCCCCAGUCGCGGUGUGUUUGCAGAGAGCGCGAUGGAGGACCAAACUCGCUGCUCUCCACCUGGGACGGGGGGAUUAUUGACGACAUGCCACGAUCAGAGGCGCACUCGACAGGACGACUCUCUCGUCUGGUGGUGAAGGACCCCCUCCUUUGUAUGUGCUUGUGGGAGACCCUCAUGUUCAUUUAUAGAGGAGCGUGGGAGUGGGAUCACCUACAGGAGGCGCUGGAAGAGAAGCUGAAGAAUUCGCUCGCUGUGGCACAGCUGGUUGAGCGCAUACGAUCCCUCAUCGGCAGAGAAAAGGGCCCCAGGGACACCCCGAGUGCCAGGGCGGCUCAGCUCGGCCCCCAGACCCUUGUCAACCUCUUCAAUUCUCCUCUCUACUCUGACGUCAUCUUCAUGGUGCAAGGGAGUGUGUUGCCAGCCCACCGGGCGGUGCUGGUGGCUCGCUGCGACGUCAUGGCGGCAAUGUUCAGCGGGAAGUAUGCCGAGGCCCGGAGCCGAGUGGUGCCCAUCCACGGCGUCUCCUCAGACACCUUCCUGUCCUUCCUGGAGUAUCUCUACACUGACUCCUGCUGUCCUGCCAGUGUGCUGCAGGCCAUGGCUGUGCUGGUGUGUGCCGAGAUGUACCAGGUGAAACGCCUGCAGCAUCUGUGUGAAGUGUGUGUGUGCGCGUACCUCCAGAGCAUGCCCAGCAGAGAGCUGUCGUCGACGGGUAUCAGCGUGAUCAGACUCCUCCGCCGAGCAAAGUGUCACAAUGCAGAGCAGCUGUACAUCUGGCUCCUCCACUUCAUCGCCAACAACUACCUGAUCUUCAGCCACAAACCCGACUUCCUGGAGCUCUCAGAGGAGGAGCGGGAGCAGGUGGAGAGGCUACGCUGGCCAUCCAGAGGCUACCUGCAGGAGCUCAGCGAGUACCAGCAGCGGCGGCGCAAGCUACGCAAGUCCCGCUGCAUAGUCAUGUGACCUCACCUGGAUGCCUGAUACAAGAGGGAGGAGAGAAGAGGAGGGGAGGGAAUAAGUGAGACUCAUCACAUGGAGGAAAGGACUUGUUCUGCUGGACGAAAGGCUGGUUGUGAGAGACACCGAUUAGACUCCUUAACCAAUAGGACAGCUUUGUGGAGCGGUGACACGCCUCUCUUCCCCUGAAGGAAUGGCUGCGCAUCCUGUAAUGAAUGACUACACCAUCAUGUGCAAUACAAAAUGCCUCAAACCCCAAUAUUAAUUAAAAAUGACCAGAGGCUCUGUGAAAGAUUAUAUUUACAUUCGCUGUUCAAGACAUUGAGGAUUUCUAAGAAGACACAGAAUUAUCAAACGACCGCACAUCUGUUGGACAAAAGGCCGGGAUCGUGUGCAGGACAGAAUCUACUUGUGCACUUUCAGCAUUGCCUCAGCUGAAAUAUUUCCCGAGCCUCGAACUUCUUUGUGGCUCGAUCAGUAUUUCAGUCGAGCGGUGACCUACAUUAAGAGGAAAGCAACCGGUGAUGCUGCAGUUAGCGCGCUCACACUCAUCUCCAUCUGUAGUCCGUCAGGAACGCCCUUUAUCAGACGAGCAGGACCAAUUUAAUUACAAUUUGUUUAUUUAGAUUCUCUCAGAUCACUGUCGGACUGACUGACUUUUCUUAUAGAAUACAUUUCGGUCGUUGUCCGUCAAAAGAGGCCCUUUCAUGUUUUACUUUGAAAAAAGAAUUUCAUAUUUUAAUUAAACUACAUAUUGCCUGUAUCAAAAGUUAGGUCGAUACAUGUAGGACAGUAAAAAUGUAUAUUUCAAACUUACAUUUAAACCCUGUAAGCUCGUUCUAUUUCCUCAGCAGGUUAAAAUGAAAUGAUGUUGAGACUAUCUAUCUGCAAUAACAACUGAUGAUGGUCUGUCUCGUUCUGUCACAUAAAUAAAAAAAGCCUUUUGUAGCAUUGACGUGUACAGAAGCAGAAUACUAAAUUUAGGAAAAGCAACCAUAUCAUGAACAUACGUUGGAAGACUAAAAACCACAAUGCCUCUGGAUGGAUAACACAAUAUUUAUUUGAUCCUAUUUUUCUUGUUUGAGGGGUUGUUUUUAAUCAUACUGAGAAUAUGAUUUAUUGGUGCUGCAAAUUAUUAUUUUUGUAAACUAAACUGUAUGUGGACAUAAUUAUGACAUGCUUUUUUUUUUUACAUUCGGAGUAGAGGGUCUCGCUAUUUUACAGUCUACUGUUUCGCUGAUAUUUACUUAAAAAAGGUGCAUGAUUAUAAAAAAAAAAUAGGGGGGGGGGACAGGAAGAUACUUCAACAAAAUGAAAAACAAUUGUGACAUUUUGCAGCUAUUUUUUAUUCAGUAGAUUAGUCCUUAACAGUAAUCAAACAGUAUCUAAUAGUAUUUGUAUCGAGUAUUUUAGCAGAAGUGUAGCAGCAGGCUGUUAGUAUAGUACUGUAGAUAGUACUGCUGCUGCAUCAACAAUAACAACAACAACAACAACAACUUUAAUCCAAUAUUACAUCAUAUAAAUCCCAAUCUAUUCCUACAAAGAAAUAGUAAAUAGCAGCAGGAAGAGUGGACUGUAAAACAUGUGUGUUCCAGUGCUGCACUCUCAGUGUGGGCUGGGCUUGUACAGACGUCUGACUUUGAAUAAAGACAUGUUUUAGAACAACAUCACAGACUGGA
Eleginops maclovinus (Patagonian blennie) is the source of this 3950-nucleotide messenger RNA. It is a transcript of the gene rhobtb3, whose product is annotated as Rho related BTB domain containing 3. Lineage: Eukaryota; Metazoa; Chordata; Actinopteri; Perciformes; Eleginopidae. Bases 418 to 2277 code for a protein of 619 amino acids. Gene Ontology annotation, biological process: regulation of proteolysis; proteasome-mediated ubiquitin-dependent protein catabolic process. The record is from RefSeq and is a predicted model, not a curated record. The transcript has 13 exons. Gene Ontology annotation, molecular function: ubiquitin protein ligase binding. Gene Ontology annotation, cellular component: nucleus; cytoplasm.